Molecule: messenger RNA, 1092 nt
Organism: Rhipicephalus sanguineus (brown dog tick)
Lineage: Eukaryota; Metazoa; Arthropoda; Arachnida; Ixodida; Ixodidae
Exons: 2
Coding region: 26-697 (223 amino acids)
Source: RefSeq, a predicted model, not a curated record
CUUACGCAGGCACUUGGUGCUGAGCAUGGCUUUCUUUCCCGAUGCCGACGUGGUCAACGUGUUUCGUGCCCUCGAAAGCAACCGGACCAUCUUUAUAAUGGUUUUCAAUGCCAUCACUUUCGGCAAAAGAAAUGCCAAGGCGCUGGGGCGAUUGGUCGAACGCAACCGAGCGUUCAAUUCUCUCACCCUCGACCUUAACCAGAGUGAGCCCUGCGUCGAUCGCAUGGUUCAGUUCCGCAAUAUCUGCCGGGAACUCAAGGAGGCGCUUCGUCGGAACCGCUUCAUUGUGCACAUAAACGUAAACUUAGGCAAUUCUAAUCUCUCCAACGACCCUGCCAUCAAGGAUGCUAUCAGGCAAAACUCGGCGCUCAUCAACCAAGCCAUCCGGUUCGUCAAUGGCUCCAUGGACAAGACUGACGCCCUGGCUUUCGAGACCCUGCAGCAUUGUCGGUCGGUGUCAAUAAGGAUGCACUCGCAUGGUGGCAUUCCCCUCGAGUCAGCGCUCCAGAAGGUCGCCGAGGCGCGCAAAAGGCUCGCUUUGAACUACUUCGUUCUCGCGGGCGUCGUCAAAGUCAAGCUUGUGUGCCAGAUGACUCGCAAGGCGAAGAAGAAAAUGACCUUGCUCGACAAAAUCGGCCGAGUAAUGCAGGCGCGCAUCUGCUCCUACCUCAGCUUGACCGAUGUCGUGGACAUCUGAGGGGCCACAGUUUUUAUUUUAUCCUUGGCGGGGGCCUCAACCCUCCACCUGUUGACAACGGCGUCGUCGUACGUCAGCCCUCGAGCGUAGUUGAAGCACGUACAAACUCCAUUACAGAACCAGUCGUAAAAGAAACUCCCAUAUCAGAGACCUUCAUACUUUGCACACAUUUUAACUGGGAGCGGUUCAGAUCAAGCGACGCGUUAUAAAUGACAAGUUGGAGAAGCUUUUCAUUGUUGGUUCAUGCUGUUGCAUUUUCAGAGCGACAUGAACGCGCCACAAUUUCAUAUUUACGCACGUCAUAUCAUUGCGCUGGGCAUUCGACUUUCCCGCAUUCGUUACGCCACUACCUUUCAUUUUUCUGUUUAUUUUAGCGCCAUAUUUUAGCACCGUCA